Messenger RNA from Talaromyces amestolkiae, 1062 nucleotides. RefSeq lists its product as uncharacterized. The record is from RefSeq and is a predicted model, not a curated record. The coding region runs from base 1 to 1062 and encodes 353 amino acids. The transcript has a single exon. NCBI's taxonomy places the organism in Eukaryota, Fungi, Ascomycota, Eurotiomycetes, Eurotiales, Trichocomaceae. Gene Ontology annotation, molecular function: asparagine synthase (glutamine-hydrolyzing) activity.
AUGAAUAGAACGUUGCCGAGCAAAGAUCCACCAUCUUUAUCUUUAUACUCUCCUUGUAUUCAAACCCUGGAAGAUCAACUCCGUCAGUCGGUAGUAAUCCGCAUCCGAAAUAUACCGCAAUUAGGAUGCGGAUCUCCUGGAGUUGACGCCAAGGUUGCGGUGUUAUUUUCUGGCGGCUUGGAUUGUACGUUGCUCGCCAGGCUUGCGCAUGACGCGCUUCCAAAGGACGAGAGUAUUGACUUGAUCAAUGUCGCUUUUGAGAACCCUCGCGUCGCAGCCGCUCUAAAGGCCAAGCACGAAAAAGAGAAUGGAAAAGAACAAAUGCCAUCGAUUUAUGAGAGCUGCCCAGACCGCAUCACGGGUCGGGCUGCGCAUGCCGAGCUACAAAAAGUUUGUCCAGAUCGCGGGUGGCAAUUUGUUGCUGUCAACAUACCAUUCCGAGAGUUUUCAGCGCAUCGAGAAGAGGUCAUUCAGCUUAUGCGGCCACACAAUACUGAGAUGGAUUUAUCCAUUGCAUGUGCUUUAUACUUUGCUUCUAGAGGGCAAGGCGAAGUGGCCACCAACGAUAGUAGCGACGAAAUUACAACAUACACAACAGUAGCACGAGUGUUGCUGUCUGGCCUAGGUGCAGAUGAGCUCUUUGCUGGCUAUGGACGCCAUGGCAUAGCUUUUGCUCGCAAAGGAUUUCAAGGCCUCAUUGAUGAGAUUGAUCUAGAUGUUGGUCGUCUCGGCAAGCGGAAUCUAGGCCGUGAUGAUCGUGUCAUAUCAAACUGGGGACGUGAAGCUCGUUUCCCAUUCCUUGACGAAGAAUUUGUCUCGUAUGCCACACAGACACCUAUCUGGGAGCGGUGUGGAUUUGGUACAGCGAAAUCAGAAUCCGCAUCGGACGAUGAGCUUGAUCAAAUCUCAGAAAGUCUUGAUUUUGAAAAGAAAGCUCUCCGCUUGCUCGCACUCAAACUGGGCAUGGUCCAGACGGCACAGGAGAAGAAACGUGCUAUUCAAUUUGGCUCUAGAACAGCCAAGAUGGAAAGUGGUAGGAGCAAGGGGACUCAGACAAUCUAG